Arachis ipaensis is the source of this 1534-nucleotide messenger RNA. Its product is annotated as alpha/beta-Hydrolases superfamily protein. Lineage: Eukaryota; Viridiplantae; Streptophyta; Magnoliopsida; Fabales; Fabaceae. The record is from RefSeq and is a predicted model, not a curated record.
UACAUGUCACUUAGUUUGGGGCAUAAGCAUGGAGCAUAUACUACCAGAGUAAUGAUCCAUCCUUGGAUGGAGAAAUAUGGUCCGCAUUUACGAUGAAAAUAAAGCUGCUUCAACAUUCGAUUGAAUUUCGAUCAAAACAGUGAAAACGAAACAGCACAGCAAUAUCAACAUCCUCUAAUUCGGCAAUGGAGGCUCAUAUGAGGAUCCUGAACCCCUCAAUUCUUGGUCGCCACCUUCUUCAGAAAACCACUUCACAUUCACAUUCACAUUCUCUUCUCCAUCUGCCGAAAUCAAAACCCGCUCUCCCUUUUCGUUAUUGCUACCACCGUAACGCAACACCCAUAAUCUGCUCCUCUCAAUUUCCCACCUUUCCAAAUCCAAAUCCCAAUCCCAAUCCCAAUCCCUUCACCUUCUUCUCCUCUCUCACCGCCUCCCAAAACCUCAACUUUUCUCACCCUACAAAUAAUGUCAGCCCCUUCCUCUCCCGUUCUCAUGGUGGCGGAUUCGUUUGGAACCCUGCUUCGGAGAACAGGAUUGGGGGAAAGAUGGGAUUUUGCGGGGCGGAAGGGAGGGUUACGACGGUGGUGUUGUUGGGGUGGCUGGGAGCGAAGACGAAGCACCUCAAGAGGUACGUGGAGUGGUACAACGCGCGUGGAGUACACGCGAUGACGUUCGUGGUUGAUGUGAGGGAGCUGCUCUCCUUCGACCUUGGGAGGAUACUUGAGAGGCGAAUCUCUGCGCUGACGGAUGAGCUCAUCACGUGGGUGUCACGUGACGAAGAGGAUGGGAGACAACGCUGUUUGGUGUUUCACACUUUCAGCAACACUGGUUGGUUUACUUAUGGUUCCGUUCUGGCGAGAAUGCUCGAUAGACAGGAUCUGAUGGAUAAGAUUAAAGGAUGCAUUGUUGAUUCUGGAGGAGGAGAACCCUUUAAUCCACAGGUAUGGGCUGCUGGUUUUUCUGCUGCCAUAUUGAAGAAGCGCAGCUCUUCGACCCAAGCCACUGAGACUGAAGUUAACACAUCAACCAUUCAACAAAAUGAACCUUCAAGAAUGGAAAUCGUGGUCUUGGCACUUCUAGAGAAAUUGUUCUCAUUUCUAUUGAAAUUGCCUGAUGUGAAUCAGAGGUUAACAAGGGUUGUGAAUGUGCUGUUGAAGGAGCAACCUUGCCCUCAGCUAUACCUGUAUAGUACCGCUGACAAAGUGGUUCCGUACCAAUCAAUAGAAGGGUUCAUUGAGGAGCAAAGGAGGAUGGGAAGGAGGGUAAGGUCCUUCAACUUCGGUUCAUCCCCUCAUGUGGAUCAUUACAGGACUUUUCCGGACUUGUAUUUAUCAGAGGUUACUGAUUUCUUGAACGAGUGUUUUGCAACAGCCAACAAGACCACUUCCAUAUCUUGAGAGUCACUACCUUUCAAGUGUAAAAUUAUUUGCUUAUUGGUUAGUCCCAAGUGGAAUUUAUUUACUUUGGCUAUAUGAACAUGUAUGCAACAUUCAAAAUUUCAGAAAUAGAUCGAUUCUUUUGAUGAUUGAUGAAG